Messenger RNA from Ailuropoda melanoleuca (giant panda), 2326 nucleotides. RefSeq names its product U-box domain containing 5 (gene UBOX5). The record is from RefSeq and is a predicted model, not a curated record. Gene Ontology annotation, cellular component: nucleus. The transcript is spliced from 5 exons. Gene Ontology annotation, biological process: protein polyubiquitination. The coding region runs from base 175 to 1800 and encodes 541 amino acids. Lineage: Eukaryota; Metazoa; Chordata; Mammalia; Carnivora; Ursidae. Gene Ontology annotation, molecular function: ubiquitin-ubiquitin ligase activity; ubiquitin protein ligase binding.
GCAGGCGGAAGUAGCGGGCAGUUGGUCGGAAGUGGGGCUGUGAGGUCCAGGUAUUGCUGGAGGAGUCGUGGUGUUGCGGCAGCCUGCGGGAUCCCGGGUCUGGUGUUGCGGCGCCCGCGUUCGCCAGGCUCAGGCUAUUUCUGAUGCUUGAAAGCUACCCUUUCAGCCACAAAGAUGGUCAUCAAUCUUUGCCUCCCACAGUUCAGACCAAGAAUUUAUUGCAACAAGAUAUCAGCUGAUGGUUAUGAAGUAGAAAAUCUCAUCUCUGAAGACCUCACAAAGAGAAGCCAUGGUUUUAGGACAGAGUAUUUCAUUAAGCCACCAGUGUAUGUGACAGUCUCCUUUCCCUUCAGUGUGGAAAUCUGUAGGAUUAACAUAGACCUCACAGCUGGGGGAGGCCCGAAUGUCACGGGCCUAGAAAUGUACACGUCCGCCUUAUCCAGCAGAGCAUCUUGGAAUGCCCCCGAGGGCCGGACCCCGGGCCCAGGAGAGCCAACCAUCCCGGACAAGGAGGCAUUCACCUUGGUAGGCAAAGUCUUGCUGAAAAACCAGAGCCAAGUGGUGUUUAGCCACAGGGGCUUCAAGGCCAGGCCACCUUUCGCCCCAAUGGAAGCCACACUCCCCUCUCCCGCUGUUGUGGCACAGGAGCUCUGGAAUAAAGGGGCUCUUUCUCUUAGCCACGUGGCCCAUCUCAAGAUCUGUAUCACCCACGUGACAGGCAGUGGUAUCCCUUGCAUCAAACGGUUGGAAGUGUGGGGUCAGCCAGCUAAAACCUGCUCCCAGGAGGUCAUAGACAGUGUCUUGCUGCUCGCCUCUGAGAGCCUUCCUCAGGACUCAGCUCUGCAGGCCCCAGCCUUGCCCAUGGAGAGUGACUGCGAUCCCGGAGGCCUGUCUGAGGGCCAGCAGGCCCCCUCCAGCCUGCAGGAGCUCGCUGAGGUAAUUCAGGAUGUGCCCGAGGAGUUCCUGGAUCCCAUCACCCUGGAGAUCAUGCCUUGCCCCAUGCUGCUGCCCUCGGGCAAGGUCAUCGACCAGAGCACACUGGAGAAGUGUAACCGGAGCGAAGCUGCGUGGGGCCGAGUGCCCAGCGACCCUUUCACGGGGGUAGCCUUUACUCCGCACUCCCAGCCCCUGCCUCACCCCUCCCUGAAGGCCCGGAUCGACCAUUUCCUGCUCCAGCACUCCAUUCCUGGCUGCCAUCUGCUCGGGAGAGCACAGACUGCGUUGGCAGUGACACCCUCUUCCAUUGCUCUGCCCUCUCGGAAAAGGAAGAUGGAGCAGGCUGAACACGCGCCACACAGUAGCCUCGGCGUCGACGCUUCCUGUUUCUCUGCCACAAGCCUUCUGGUCUCACCCACUACCUCAGAGCACACCGCUAAGAAAAUGAAAGCUGCCAGCGAGCUGGGGCUGACACACAUGGACUGCUCAACAGGUCCAGUGUCCCAUGAGCAGAAGCUGUCACAAAGCUUGGAAGUUGCCUUGACGUCGACCCUUGGCUCCAUGCCCUCCUUCACGGCUCGGCUGACCAGGGGGCAGCUCCAGCACCUGGGCACGAGAGAAAGCAGCACCUCCUGGAGGCCAGGUGCCGGCUCGGAGCAGCCUGGGAGCGCCCCAGGCCCCGAGUGCGCCUCCUGCAAAAGAGUGUUUUCUCCCUACUUCAAAAAGGAGCCCGUGUACCAGCUUCCCUGUGGCCAUCUCCUGUGCCGGCCCUGCCUGGGUGAGAAGCAGCGCUCCCUGCCCGUGGCCUGCACUGCCUGCCAGCGGCCGUUUGCCAGCCAGGAUGUGCUACGGGUCCACUUCUGAGUGACCAGCCUCAGCCGGAGAAGACGCGUCGAGGGGAGUAGCUGAGGGAGUGGGGGUCAAGAUCCCCUGAGGUGUGGCCAGGUCCCAAGCGCAGAGGAGCCCUUUCUUCCCAGGGGCUUUCCCUUUAUCUCCUUCCACAGUGUAGCACACGGGCCGGAGCACGGGUGGGAGGGGGUGCUCCACUCCUGCUCACGUGGCAAUAGGAUAACAAAGCCAUAGUUGGGGCUGGGAGGGAUGGGGGACAUAUCCCUGCCCUCCUGUGCCACCCCCUCCCCCGCCAGAGCCCGGGGCCUGUGAGAGCCGGCCCCACCCUGUUGGGCACCCCCCCCACCACGUUGUCGGCACACACACCCCGGUCCUGCAGGGUGGAUGUGAGUGGAGCACAAUGGACGGUGGCUUGGGAUCUCGAAGACAGCCUCCGCCUUCGGUGUCACCCAGGAGUGCUCCGUGGCGGGGGUCUGGAGUGAAUGACUCAGCCCCCGACUGGCAGACCACUCCGAGCCUUAAUAAAGGGAUGGUUGACGUC